Cavia porcellus (domestic guinea pig) is the source of this 5268-nucleotide messenger RNA. It is a transcript of the gene Pcsk1, whose product is annotated as proprotein convertase subtilisin/kexin type 1. Lineage: Eukaryota; Metazoa; Chordata; Mammalia; Rodentia; Caviidae. Gene Ontology annotation, molecular function: serine-type endopeptidase activity. Gene Ontology annotation, cellular component: membrane; neuron projection. The coding region runs from base 396 to 2684 and encodes 762 amino acids. The transcript is spliced from 14 exons. The record is from RefSeq and is a predicted model, not a curated record. Gene Ontology annotation, biological process: peptide hormone processing.
CCCAGCUGCAGACAGGGAGCAGAAUGAACUGAUCCCAGCAAACUGUUUCUUCCUUUCCUUAAUCCUUUCGCAGCUUAUUUUAGUCUCUUCUCCACCCCGCCGGGAAUACCAUACAGAUCUUAGUCCAGGUAGAUCUGACGUCAAGAGAUGGCUUUCGUCGAUUUGACGUGUAAACACUCAUUUCCAUUCUGGCUGGGAAGGGCUGGGGCUCCUCUCAGCCGGGAGACCGAGCGCUUCACUGAGCACUCGCCGCCGCCCGGCCUCUGCUCCCGCGCCUCCCAGCUCUUCCAGAGCCACGGGGACCAGGAGUGAUUCUGAGCGCGAGGAGGAGAAAGAUCGAGGUGGCUGGCUUUCUCCUAUAUUGCUUCUUUUCUCUCUCUCCUUCCCACUUGUGUAUGAGUGAGUGUGCGAGAGCCAUGGAGAGGAGAGCCUGGAGUCUGCAGUGCACUGCUUUUGCUCUCUUUUGCGCUUGGUGUGCACUGAACAGUGUAAAAGCCAAGAGGCAGUUUGUCAAUGAAUGGGCGGCGGAGGUGCCGGGGGGCCUGGAAGCUGCUUCAGCCAUCGCGGAGGAGCUGGGCUAUGACCUUUUGGGUCAGAUUGGAUCACUUGAAAAUUACUAUUUAUUUAAACAUAAAAACCAUCCCAGAAGGUCUCGGAGAAGUGCCCCACAUAUCACUAAGAGAUUAUCUGACGAUGAUCGUGUCACAUGGGCUGAACAACAGUAUGAGAAAGAGAGAAGCAAACGCUCAGUUCUACGAGACUCAGCACUAAAUCUCUUCAAUGAUCCAAUGUGGAAUCAGCAGUGGUACUUGCAAGAUACCAGGAUGACGGCAAUUUUGCCCAAGCUGGAUCUUCAUGUGAUACCUGUUUGGCAAAAGGGCAUUACAGGCAAAGGAGUUGUUCUCACUGUACUGGAUGACGGUUUGGAGUGGAAUCACACAGACAUUUAUGCCAAUUAUGAUCCAGAGGCUAGCUAUGACUUUAAUGAUAAUGAUCAUGAUCCGUUUCCCCGAUAUGAUCCCACAAAUGAGAACAAACAUGGGACCAGAUGCGCAGGAGAAAUUGCCAUGCAAGCAAAUAAUCGCAAAUGUGGGGUUGGCGUGGCAUACAAUUCCAAAGUCGGAGGCAUAAGGAUGUUGGAUGGCAUAGUGACGGAUGCUAUUGAGGCCAGUUCCAUUGGAUUCAACCCUGGACACGUGGAUAUUUACAGUGCAAGCUGGGGCCCUAAUGAUGAUGGGAAAACUGUGGAGGGGCCUGGCAGACUAGCCCAGAAGGCUUUUGAAUAUGGUGUCAAACAGGGAAGACAAGGAAAGGGCUCCAUCUUCGUCUGGGCUUCUGGGAAUGGGGGACGUCAGGGCGAUAACUGUGACUGUGAUGGCUACACGGACAGCAUCUACACCAUCUCCAUCAGCAGUGCUUCCCAGCAAGGCCUGUCGCCCUGGUAUGCUGAGAAGUGCUCCUCCACCCUGGCCACCUCUUACAGCAGCGGGGAUUACACCGACCAGCGAAUCACAAGUGCAGACCUGCACAAUGACUGCACGGAGACCCACACGGGCACUUCGGCGUCUGCACCCCUGGCUGCUGGCAUCUUCGCUCUGGCCCUGGAAGCAAACCCAAACCUCACAUGGAGAGACAUGCAGCACUUGGUUGUCUGGACCUCAGAGUAUGACCCACUGGCCAAUAACCCUGGAUGGAAAAAAAAUGGAGCAGGCUUGAUGGUGAAUAGCCGAUUUGGAUUUGGCUUGCUAAAUGCCAAAGCUCUCGUGGACUUAGCUGAUCCUAGGACCUGGACCAGUGUACCGGAGAAGAAAGAAUGCGUGGUAAAAGACAAUGACUUCGAGCCCAGAGCCCUGAAAGCUAAUGGAGAAGUUAUCAUUGAAAUUCCAACAAGAGCUUGUGAAGGACAAGAAAACUCUAUCAAGUCCCUGGAGCAUGUGCAAUUUGAAGCAACAAUUGAGUAUUCCCGUAGAGGGGACCUUCAUGUCACACUCACUUCUGCUGCUGGAACCAACACUGUACUGUUGGCUGAAAGGGAACGGGACACAUCUCCUAAUGGCUUUAAGAAUUGGGACUUUAUGUCUGUUCACACGUGGGGAGAGAAUCCUGUAGGCACCUGGACUUUGAGAAUUGCAGAUAUGUCUGGAAGAGUGCAAAACGAAGGGAGAAUUGUGAACUGGAAGCUGAUUUUGCAUGGGACCUCCUCUCAGCCAGAGCACAUGAAACAGCCUCGCGUGUACACGUCCUACAACACCGUACAGAAUGACAGAAGAGGGGUGGAGAAGAUGGCGGAUGCAAGCGAGGAGCAGCCUACAGAGCAGAACCUGAAUGAGAACCCCCUGAUUUCUAAAAGCCCCAGCAGCAGCAGCAGCAGUGUGGGGGACAGACGGGAAGAGCAGGCAGAGGAGGCCCCUUCCGAGGCUAUGCUGCGACUCCUACAAAGUGCUUUCAGCAAAAACUCACUUCCAAAGCAAUCACCAAAGAAGACUCCAAGUGCAAAGCUCAACAUUCCUUAUGAAAAUUUCUAUAAAGCCCUGGAAAAGCUGAACAAACCUUCUCAGCUGAAAGACUCAGAGGACACUCUGUAUCACGACUAUGUGGAUGUUUUCUAUAACACAAAACCUUACAAGCACAGAGAUGACAGGCUGCUGCAAGCUCUGGUGGACAUUCUGAAUGAAGAAAACUAAAGCAAGUAUGUGGUCCCAAGUUGGAAAUAUUCAUGCAUCUGGCUUCCCUCUUAGAUUUUGCUUGUGUCUCAGUGAUUGUUCUGUUAUUGAUUCUAUGCUUAUAAUAUCCUUUGUGGUACUUUUCCUUUUUCUCCCCAAACUAUACAUUUGAAGGGGAUGAGCUCAAAUAGGAAAUUCAACUUCUAGAAUCAACCAUAGUUCUUUUAAAAUAUGUCUUCCCUGCCUGUGCAAGUGAAGUGUUUUGCUUUUUCUGGAGUUAACAUGUGACCCUGUGCCACACUAGAAUACUUCCUUGAGUCUGCCUGAGUCAUUUCAUACAAAAGGGGCAACCUGGGAGAGCCAUCAGUGUGAAAAAAGUAAUCUUCAAAGAUGAGGGAUGUUUUACCACAUAAUUCUUUGAAUUUUGAUCCCAAGGAAGCAUUGGCAAAGUGUUUAAAGUGUUCACAAUUAGGCCCAUAUUCUAACACUUAGGUCUUCUUACUUCACAGUACUGUUCAUUAUGAGAGUGACAAUCUAGUCAUUUUGCAGAAAAAGCUGGAUCUUGUAGAUCCAGAAACAAGCCUUGAAUUUUUGUUAUCUGGUGAGGAGCAUUCUAGCACAUUCCUGUGUGUUCAGUGUGCCAUGCAGACCUCUGUGGAUCUCAGGUGGCUGUGAUGCAUGCUGUCCCCAUCUUCUGGAGGUUCUUCUACCUGUCUCCUUCCUCAGCUGCAAACUCAGUACUGACAACUAAUUCAUGCUGUUUUCUCAGUAAAUUCGUACUCCUAAUUUGUUUAAUAAUAAUAGGUGACCAUUUCUAACAUGAAGAAUCAGUGGAAAAACAGGAAAAUAUCUAUAAUGGGGAGAACCAGAGAGAAGUUUUGCUUAUUAAAAAAAAAUGAUGUUCACUAGAACAGAUUAGCCUGGAUCUUUGAAACUGGGUGUUCACUUCUGGACACUGAAAGAUCUUUUUCCAUCCAGUCAAUGGUAUACAAAUUCUCACCAAAUUGCUUCUAUUCUUUGAAUCAUAAGACAUAGACUGGCAGCCCAUACACCUCAUUUAUUCCUCUGAAAGCUUUUAUCUGGCAUGCAGAAUGUUCCAAAAAUAUGAGAUAUUGUUGAAAAUAGGGAUGUUUGUAUAAACCUGGAUAUUUAGACAAAUCUACAGUCAAAGCAACAGUUGGCUAAAUCUGAAUAGCAACUGCCCAGUUGGGAAUAAAGGUCAGCUCUCUCUGGCCUGCUCCACACUACUUACAAGGGCCACCUUGCUCCUUACUGGUUAACAUCAAGGUUUUUGAUUUUGCCCAUUUUUAUAUUAAAUAUGUUCAAAGUAUAAAUGAAAUAGGAAAUAAAAAACAAAAGCAAUCCACAGCUUCUUUCAGACAAGCUCUACCAUUACAAGUUUGCUAUGAUCUAAUUAAGUUACAGUCACAGACAAAAAGCUUGUUACUUUAUACCUUGUAGGAAGCAUCUCUGAAAUUCAGUUUGACAUAUUCAUUCAACCUCAUCUCACAUGAGCAUUCAUUUCCUCUAUUAAUUAACUGCCAACCUCUUAGCCUCCCUUUCUCGGUGUGCUCUCAAAGGUGGCAGUCACGUGAAACACUGGAAGUCAUCCACUGAGCUGCUGUUUGCAGAUCUUCCACACAGUUUGAACAUCAUAAAAACACCCGGGACACUGAAGUAGUUCAGGAGGGUAACUCAUUUCCUUUGACUUGAAUUUAUAUCCAGCAAGGCCAUUUCCAGAGCACUGUCCAUGGCUAGAGAAUGUUCUUCUAAAAGACUGAUAGUAUUGCUUUGUUUUUGGAUGUUUCACAUGUUGUUUAGAAAUAAGGUCUUUAGUAGGUAUUAAAACUGAAAAGAGCCUGAGAGUUAUGAGAUGCAGCUUCAAUCACAAAAAUAAGCAAAUAAAUAAAUAGAAGAUUAAGAGCUAGAGCCAUCAUUGUGUGCUAACAAAAGAGGGAGUGAGAACUCUUCCUUUCCCCAUUCAUAAUCUAAUGUGAAAUGUAUGACACUUCCUUUUGAUCACCCCUAACAGUAGCCUUUCCUGGUUAAAACACCAACCAACUCAUUGGGUAAUAGCCAAAGGUUCAAUCUAGAGAAGCUUUAAUAUUUAGAUAAAAUCAUGUUUGAAUGUUUCCAACCUGGAGUAUAUUGUUCAGACAUAAAAUAUUUUUGUCAGUCUUUCUUAGUGCCUGUGUGGAUUUCUGUGAAAAUGUCAAAGAGGCAACUUCUAUAUUUCCCUUGGAAUUUUAAGCUAUAUUUUCUUUACAGGUAUUUAUAAUGUACCAGUGCUUUUAACAGAAUUUUAAAAGGCAUAAUAAAUUAUAUUAAAGAAUUGAAAGUUUUCCUGAGAAUAAGAACGUUUCAUCCAAUAAACUAUUUUCAAAAGGCAUGUUCCUCUGUCAGUGAAACAAGAAUAAUAUGUAUAUGUUGUAAUUGUAAGUGACACUUAUCUAAUAUCCUAAUACCAUGUAUAACUGAGUUUGAGACGUAGCAUUUUUAAGGGGACUCUCAUAUUACACACUUGAUGUAUUAUUAACCAAAAUAUGUACAAUAUGCUUAUAAAUCAGAAGAAUAAAUGGUUUCUCACAAGGUCAAAAAGAAGAAA